AUGGCUUCUACUUUUGCUGAUCAAUCUUAUUCUAUAGAAGCAUAUGAUACAUAUCGACCCAGGUAUCCUCAACAAAUGUAUGAGACUAUCAUGAAAUAUCAUCAAGGUGAAAAGGAAGUAGCACUAGAUUUAGGAUGUGGUACGGGAAUAGUCACUACAGAUUUACUUCGUUUGGGUGAAUUCAAGAAAGUGAUUGGAAUUGACCCUUCAGAACCGAUGAUUGAUUAUGCAAAGGAAUCUAGAAAAGAUCUUGGACUUGAGUUUCGUGUAGGUCGAGCUGAGGAACUUGAUUGGGCCGAAACAGCUUCAGUAGAUAUGUUGGUUGCGGGAACAGCAGCACAUUGGUUCUCUUCUGAUUGGUGGGAUGGAGCUGCUCGAGUCCUCAAACCUGGAGGAACUAUUGCUGUGUUUGUCUAUGGAGGAAUGUGGCCCGAUCCACAUCACCCAAAAGCCAAUGAACUUCGAGAUGCUAUGUUUUCAUUUGAACAACAGUUAGGAAAUUGGUCACCUGGAAAUACAGUAUCACAUAAUAUGUAUGAUGAUUUACCAUUACCAAGCAAACCUAAUGAAUUCACCGAUUUAGAAAGAAUUCAAUGGAAUCGAGAUGGAAAAGGAGAAAGAUUAAUGAUGUUUGAUAAAUUAUCUAUACCAACUUGGAGAAAUAGAGCUUAUACAUUUGGAGUAGCACAUAGAUGGAAAAUUCAAAAUCCAAUGAAAUUCGGUACACUUGAAGAUCCUAUCGAAAGAACAGUUGAAAAGAUUAAAGCAUUAACUUUUAUAAAUGAUGAACUUACUGAAUUUGUUUGUGGUCAUUCUCUUUCUUUAAUCUUACUUCGUCGUCAUCAAACUUCAUGA
This is a messenger RNA of Melampsora larici-populina 98AG31, 855 nucleotides long. RefSeq lists its product as uncharacterized. Lineage: Eukaryota; Fungi; Basidiomycota; Pucciniomycetes; Pucciniales; Melampsoraceae. Bases 1 to 855 code for a protein of 284 amino acids. The transcript has 4 exons. The record is from RefSeq and is a predicted model, not a curated record. Gene Ontology annotation, molecular function: S-adenosylmethionine-dependent methyltransferase activity.